Messenger RNA from Amborella trichopoda, 1667 nucleotides. RefSeq names its product transcription initiation factor IIA large subunit. The record is from RefSeq and is a predicted model, not a curated record. Gene Ontology annotation, cellular component: transcription factor TFIIA complex. NCBI's taxonomy places the organism in Eukaryota, Viridiplantae, Streptophyta, Magnoliopsida, Amborellales, Amborellaceae. Gene Ontology annotation, biological process: transcription by RNA polymerase II; transcription initiation at RNA polymerase II promoter.
UGCAAACCCUAGAAUUCCGUUCUCUCACAUCCCUCUUUCUCUCUCUAAGUCACAGUGCAUUUGUCUAUGUGUAAACCCUAGAAGUCCACUAUAUCUUACUCUGCAUCAUCUCCUCCUUUCUGAUACAUUUUUUCUCUCUCUUGGAGUUGAUUUCCUUGGAUUCUCAAGAAUUAGUUUUCCCUCUUGUCUAUCUGGGAAAACCCUUGAAUUUUAUGAACUGUUGCAGGCCCAUAAGCCCAAUUUUCUCAAAUAUCCUGUGGAUUAGAGGAUUUUUCCCCUUUGUUUUUUAAUUGGGAGAUUUCGUGGAGUUGAUAGUAAAUGGCCACGAAUGUUUCUGCUGUGUACCUUUAUGUGGUGGACUCCGUAGUAAACAAGCUCAGAGAGGAGUUUGUCAAUGAAGGCGUAGAUGAGAGUGUCCUCAAUGAGCUCCAAGCGCUCUGGGAACUGAAAUUAAUGCAACGUGGUGCUAUAAAAGGCGUGAUAGAAAGGAGCCCUGCUCCUGGAGGUGCUGGUUCGGUAACACCUGUCCAUGACCUGAAUGUGCCUUACGAAGGACUAGAAGAAUAUGAAACUCCUACAGCGGAGAUGCUCUUCCCACCAACACCGAUACAAACACCUAUACCAACUCCUUUACCAGGCGAAUCUGCAGGAUACCCUCACUUUCCUUCAGGUCCUGGUGAAUAUGGGAGUCUACCUGACAUAGGAUCUUCCAUUGAUAUUAAGACAGGAAUGCCUGCUCCAUACAUGCAACAGCCUUCUCCUUGGAUGAAUCAAAGACCACUUGGUGUUGAUGUUAAUGUUGCUUAUGAGGAAGGAAGGGAUGAGGAGGGAGGUAUCUCUCGUGCGCCUCUGACAAAGGAUUUCUUCAUAACAUCUAGCAAAAGGAAAAGGGAUGACUUCAAUACGCAUUUUCUCCAAGGUGGAUACAUUCCACAACAAGAUGGAGCAGGAGAUGUUACAUGUGGUCUUUCUCAGCAGGAAAAGAUUGCUCCAGCAAAUGACCCUUUGAAAGGGGUAAGCCAAGCUAGGCCUAUGCAGUUGAGGAUGCAAGAGUGCAAGAAAGCUGAUUCCAUGAUUGCCUCUUUAAUCAGAAUGAAGCAGAUGGAACCAACAAUCCCACAACGUGAUGGUUCUCAUGAUGGCUACGAUGAUGGUUUUGGAGAAGAAGAUUACAAUACUCCAUACUAUGAUCCUCAAAGCAGCCACGUUGUGGGGACUCCUAAACCCAUGAAACCAGAAACACAUGAAGAUGAUGAGCCACCCCUUAAUGAGGAUGACGAUGACGAUUUGGAUGAUGGAGACAACGGGGAUGAGGAACCCAGCACAGACGAUUUGGUUUUAGCCCAGUUUGAAAAGGUGAGUAGAACCAAGAGCAGGUGGAAAUGUAUUCUCAAGGAUGGCAUAAUGCGCUUGAAUAAUAGGGAUUUCCUUUUUAAUAAGGCAACCGGAGAAUUUGAAUUCUGAAGUGUUAUUCAAUCCAUAUGCGAGGAGGGGUUUCUCAUUUAUUCUUUUUCUCCAUGAGUGAUACCUGUAAUUCAGACACUUUUCUUUUUCUAGUAUUUUUUUUUUUUUUGGCUUCUGGGUAUAGUAUACACAAUUACAGGCUUGACGCCUGAAUUUUCUGAAGGACUGUUCAAAAUAAUGGUCAUGAUGGUUAUUAUUGUACU